GUUUGGCUGCAAAGCCGACUUUUGAAACUCCGCUCAAACCACCGACGGCUCUACAUUGAGAAACUUAGAGGCAAGGUCAUCGACAUCAACACUCGCGCCUCAAGAAAAUGCCGACCCACCUCUCGAAGACCCGCAAGCACCGUGGCCACGUCUCGGCCGGUCACGGUCGUGUUGGAAAGCACCGCAAACAUCCUGGAGGUCGCGGUCUCGCUGGUGGUCAGCACCACCACCGUACCAACUUCGACAAGUACCAUCCUGGUUACUUCGGUAAAGUUGGUAUGCGCCACUACCAUUUGACCCGCAACACACAAUGGCGGCCUAUCAUCAACGUUGAUAAACUAUGGACGCUUGUGCCUGCAGCGGAAAAGGAAGGGUUGACGGAGAGCUCUGAGGUUGUUCCUGUCAUUGACACCCUCCAACAUGGAUACGGAAAAGUGCUUGGGAAUGGACAGCUGCCCAAACUUCCUUUUAUCGUCAAGGCCCGUUUUGUAUCGCAGAAAGCAGAGGCUAAAAUUAAGGAGGCUGGUGGUGUUGUGUCACUAGUGGCAUAGGCUCCUUUUAUCAUUGUUUUUUUUCUUUUACAUAUCACACACCAUGAUACUAUGACAUGCUGCAAUAAGAGCGCCCAUGCCUGAAACAUGAUUAA
Molecule: messenger RNA, 646 nt
Organism: Suillus clintonianus
Lineage: Eukaryota; Fungi; Basidiomycota; Agaricomycetes; Boletales; Suillaceae
Product: 60S ribosomal protein L27a
Exons: 5
Coding region: 108-551 (147 amino acids)
Biological process (GO): translation
Cellular component (GO): cytosolic large ribosomal subunit; ribosome
Molecular function (GO): structural constituent of ribosome
Source: RefSeq, a predicted model, not a curated record